Tetrahymena thermophila SB210 is the source of this 330-nucleotide messenger RNA. RefSeq lists its product as hypothetical. Lineage: Eukaryota; Ciliophora; Oligohymenophorea; Hymenostomatida; Tetrahymenidae. The transcript has a single exon. The record is from RefSeq and is a predicted model, not a curated record.
AUGAUGAUAUUUCAAUUAAAUUUGCUAAGAAAUUUUAUACUAAACUUUUUUCAGAAUAGAAAUAGUAAAAUGAGUAAAAUGGAAUAAAUUUAAAAUAGCUUUUUCAGGAUGUACAAUUAGAUUUAUGCAUUUAACAUAUUAAAAGCUAAUAAACUGAAGAUAAAAAAAGUAGUUAACCUAAUACAAAAUUUAUAAACUGUGAAUGCAUAUAACAGCUAAUUAAAUAAAUCUUAGAAAAGCAAUAUGAAAAGGAAUCUGAUAAAAAUAAAUAAAGUAUGUAAAUUUUAUUAGAAUUCGUAACUAAAUUUAUAUAAUUUCAUGAUAAAAUGA